This is a messenger RNA of Penicillium atrosanguineum, 1851 nucleotides long. Its product is annotated as secreted glycosidase. Gene Ontology annotation, molecular function: amino acid transmembrane transporter activity. NCBI's taxonomy places the organism in Eukaryota, Fungi, Ascomycota, Eurotiomycetes, Eurotiales, Aspergillaceae. Gene Ontology annotation, cellular component: vacuolar membrane. Gene Ontology annotation, biological process: amino acid transmembrane transport. Bases 1 to 1851 code for a protein of 616 amino acids. The transcript has 5 exons. The record is from RefSeq and is a predicted model, not a curated record.
AUGUCUAUGCUUCCUGGCCCUGUGGCCACAACGGCUCCCACGGAGCAGAUGCGUGAGCUAAACGCUUCGCCUGAGGAACUUCGCAAGAUGUCCCUCGCCGGCGCCCACCCCGGUGUCCGUCAACGCCUCUGGGGCUUGCAAGCGCGUCUCGACCCCACCGUCACUUUCGAAGAAUUCACCUACUGGGCCAAGGUCGAACGUGAGAUGGAGGAAGAAGAGACCCGUCGCUACCAGGCUGCCACAUCCGGUGGUGGCUUCAUGGGUACCAUCAAAAACUAUUUCACUAGCAACCCUUACGAGGAUGCGAAGGUCCACGAGUCGAAGGGGACCUCGAGCCCCGGCGAGCCUACUCAGUGGUCCGAGAAGAAGUCGAGCGUGGCUGUCCUCGGUGCCGACGACAAUGUCACCCCUAUCCCGCCUUCUAAUGAGCACGAGCUGGACGCUGAAUGGCGGACAGCCGCGCGAGCCCUUCGCAACGCUGGUUGGGGGUCUAUCUUCUACUUGAUCACGACCGAUAUUCUCGGCUGGUCGCAAACGCCGUAUGUCUUUGCCAACACUGGUUACGGUCUCGGUGUCGGUAUUUUCGUUCUGAUGGGUCUCGCUGCCUUUGCAUCUGGUAUUAUGAUCUGGCGCACUUUCCUCGGUCUUGAUUCGUCCCGUUUCCCCAUUCUCAGCUUCGGUGACCCGUUCAUGCGUCUUUACGGCCCCUGGAUGCGUCAUUUCAUCAACUUCAUGCAAUCUCUCCAGAUGUUCCUGAGUGUCGCCGUCGUUCUCCUGGGUAACACUGGUAUUAUCGCCCAGCUUGGUGGUAGCGCCAACCUUUGUUAUAUCGUUUGCGGUAUUAUCUCCCUCGUCGUCGGUAUGGCAAGUGGCUAUAUGCGAUCCCUGAAGCACCUUGGCUGGCUCUGCAAUCUGUCGGUGUGGAUCAACAUUAUUACUUUCCUCAUUAUCAUCGUGGCUGCGGCCAAGUACGGCCCUGACCCUGCGGCUGCCGUUGAGAACGGUAUUCUGAACAAGGCUUGGUCCACGGUGGAGACUAUGGCGCCUGUCAGGACCUUCACUUCCACCCCUCUCGCCGAGUACCAGCCUACCGAUACCAACCUGUUUGCCGCCCAAUUCAACGGCAUUAACUCCAUGGUUUAUGCCUAUUCCGGAGCUGUUAUGUUCGUUGCUUUCUUGUCCGAGAUGCGUCGCCCUAUGGACUUCUGGAAGGGUCUCCUCGUCGCGCAGACCUUCAUUACCGUUGUCUAUAUCUUCUUCGGUGCUUUCGUCUACAGCUACUACGGCCAGUCGUCAGCAACGUCCUUUCCUCUCCUUACCGGAUGGCUCGCCAUUUUCCUCUACUUCAACGUUGGUAUGAAGACUGUCUACCUUGAGGUCGGCCAGCAGUUGUUCAACCUGCCCCCGAUUGCCUCCAAGAAGGGCAAGUACUUCUGGUGGGCUCUCGGUCCCUUCUAUUGGAUCCUUGCCUUUGUGAUCUCCAUGUCCAUUCCCCAGUUCAGCGCCUUCACCAACUUUGUCGGAGGCCUGUUCUCCCUGAACUUCACCUACUCCUUCUCCGGAGUCAUGUACCUCGCCUACAAGAUCCAGGACGGCGCCAGGCUCCCCGGUGAAGGUUUCGACCCUGCUACCGGCGAGACAACUCGUAUCGACGGCGGUUACAAGCGCUGGGUGCGUGGCUUCAGGAAGACUUGGUAUCUCAGCGGACCAGUCCUAAUCUACACCCUUUGCGGUUUCGCUACUUCGGGUAUGGGUACUUGGGCUGCUGUCUUGGCUCUGGAGUCGGCGUUUGGCCCUGGUGGCUCCGUCACCUCUUCCUGGACCUGCACCAACCCUUACUACACUGGUUAA